AUGGAGACUUCCAACUUGUCCAUGCUCCCUCUCGAUAUCAUCAGAUCUCUGCUCGAACGUUUGAGCUUUAUUGAUCUCCAACGCGCUAAGACGGUUUGUUCGAACUGGUUGUCUGGUUCGAAAGAAACAGUCCCAUGCAAAACCGGAUCUCCCUGGCUCAUACUUUCCACAGACAACGGAGGUUCCGUGCUGUACAAUCCAGACGAAGACAAGGUUUACAAAUCCUUGAGAGAUUAUUCAGGGACUUGUUUCUUUGCAAACUCGGGUAAGUGGUUUCUCUUGCUUGACUCUCAAACCAAUCUAUAUAUCGUAGACGUUUUUAGCGACAAAAGGAUUGAUCUUCCGCCUCUAGAGAAUCUCUUAUCAACUACUUACACCAUCGAACGUGUUGGAGAUAAAGAAUUUAAAAGGAAACAUAUUGAUGGUGUCUCCUCUCUAACUCUGAGAGCGGAUGUUCUUAGAGGUCUUUUGUGGGUUGACGAGAAGAAGGAAGAUUACAUUGUAGUCUACUUCUUCGACACCCCUGCCGCUUAUUUAAGCUUUUGCAAGAAAGGAGAUGAUUACUACACUGACAUUCCACUGCGUUCGGGAGUUCCCAAGCUGCUCAUUGGAUUAACUGAUGUGGUACUCAGGGAUUACUGUCUCUACAUCUUCUCGUACCGUUGUUACGUUCGAGUCCUAGAUUUGUCUGGACAGAAAGGUUUUGUGGAUGUUAGUGAGAGUGUUCCAUACCAUAUGCGUUCUCCUCGUACUCCAUAUUUUUCUAAUACCAGCAUUGCGGUGACAAGAGCAGGAGAGGUUUUGUUGGUAGAGAGCAUCACCACUGGAAGCCAUGUGAGUUUCUAUGUCUACAAGAAGGAUCCUAAUGUAGUCCCACUCUCUGACCCUCACCGCCUUGUUGAGGUACAUUCUCUUGGUGAUGAGGCCUUGCUUCUUGACUUGGGUAUCACUGUUCCUGCUAACCAUGAUAGUCUUGGUGUCAUCAAACCAAAUUCUAUCUAUUUCACACGUCACGACCGUGCCCGUCUCCGGAAGUCCUAUAACCUAGACAUCUCUGUAUUCGAUUUUGCGUCCAAGACCAUCAAACAUUUCCCUGGUCUUUCCAACUUGAAUCUCAAGGACGCUCGAUGGUUUCUCCCUGUGACUUGCCAAACCUAA
Molecule: messenger RNA, 1158 nt
Organism: Microthlaspi erraticum
Lineage: Eukaryota; Viridiplantae; Streptophyta; Magnoliopsida; Brassicales; Brassicaceae
Source: the annotation of a GenBank genome assembly